Molecule: messenger RNA, 2004 nt
Organism: Caenorhabditis bovis
Lineage: Eukaryota; Metazoa; Nematoda; Chromadorea; Rhabditida; Rhabditidae
Source: the annotation of a GenBank genome assembly
AUGAUACGUUCCUAUGGCGAAGAAUUUUGGUCAAAAGUUCUCGAUCGUGCCGGAUUUGAAGCUGGAAAGGAAAAUAUAAUAAAUCAUUAUUAUUCGGACCAUGACACCUACACAUUAGUUGAUGCUGUCAGCGUACUUUUGAAAGUUUCGCGUGAGCAGGUUUGGGAAAUGUAUGGUGCAUUUCUUAUUCAAUACACUAUGGAAACUGGCUGGGAUGAUCUCAUUCGAUCGAUGAGUCCCAAUCUGAAAGGGUUCCUUGAUAAUCUCGAUUCUCUACAUUAUUUUAUCGAUCACGUCGUUUACAUGGCCAAUUUGCGUGGCCCUUCAUUCAGAUGCGAGGACAAUCCUGAUGGAACCAUCACACUUCAUUACUACACGGGAAGACCCGGAUUGUACCCGAUCGUGAAGGGCGUACUGCGAGAAGCGGCGAAAAGAAUAUUCAAUAUUGAUGUGUCGGUGACAAUAACUGGAAGAACGCAGAGAAGCGUUCAAAUGUCGUCUGGCGAAAGGACCGAAGAGCACGUCAUAUUUUUGAUCAAACCUCAGAAUAGCGAUCAAUCCAAUGAAGAUGCAUUGGGAACUGCCGUUGUGCAUCAUGUAAAUAAUUACAAGCUGAGACUUACUCAUAGCGAUUUUGUGAGCACAUUUCCGUAUCAUAUGGUUAUCGAUCAAGAUUGUAAGAUUGUGCAAGUCGGAAAAGAUUUAUUCAAUCACAUUCCGAAAGAUCUUCUAACCGUUGGCACUUCUUUAUUAAGGGUUUUUGAAAUUACCCGACCACAGAUUCCGUUGGAUUUUGAUAGUAUUUGCAAUUUUAUCAAUGCAGUUUUUGUCUUGCAGGUGAAGACAACAUCCAUGGAGUUUCAGAAGAAUGCUACAAAGCGUGUUAGUCAAGCAUUGGAUGAAAUGAACGUUGAAAAGGCGAUUGAGGAAAAUGGUGACUCCUCACUUGCUCCAUUGACUCAAAGUCAGCAUUUGAAACUCAAAGGGCAAAUGAUGAUGAUGUCCACUGGCAAACAUAUAAUGUAUCUCUGCUCACCGUAUGUCACAUCAGUCCCGGAACUUCUCCAAUACGGCCUUCGACUAACGGCGAUCCCUCUUCAUGACGCGACACGCGAUCUCAUACUUCUUAAUCAACAGCGCUUGUCGGAUGUGGAAAUGAACAUACAACUUGAAGCCAACAACGAGCAACUCGAGAAUAUGGCGAGGGAUCUUGAAAGCGAGAAAGGCAAAACCGACGCGCUUCUGAAGGAAAUGCUGCCGACGUCGGUGGCUCAACAAUUGAAACAGGGCCUCAGCGUGGAUGCUAGGGAGUAUGAUUUGGCGACGGUGAUGUUUACAGACGUUCCAACAUUUCAGUCAAUUGUUCCGCAAUGCGAACCCAGAGAUAUAGUUCAUCUAUUGAAUGAGCUUUUCACAAAGUUUGACCGAUUAAUUGGCUUGCAAAAUGCUUAUAAGGUUGAAACCGUUGGAGAUAGUUAUAUGUCGGUUGGCGGAAUUCCAGAUGUCGUCGAUAAUCAUUGCGAAGUAAUUUGCCAUUUAGCUUUAGGUAUGAUCAUGGAGGCUCGUACCGUAUGCGAUCCGAUCACAAAUACUCCAUUGCAUAUUCGUGCGGGAAUCCACUCGGGACCAGUUGUAGCGGGAGUUGUCGGAGCAAAAAUGCCGAGAUAUUGUCUUUUUGGUGAUACGGUAAAUACAGCAUCAAGAAUGGAGAGCCAUAGUCCAGUUGGUCGAAUUCAUUGCUCGGAAAAUGCGAAAAAGUGCGCUGAAUCGACUGGGAGAUUCGAAUUUGAAAGUCGCGGAAAAGUGCCAAUUAAAGGCAAAGGCGAAAUGAGCACAUAUUUUCUUCUCAGAAGCUAUAAAAAAUCAGUAUGGGAAAUUAUUGAAAGAAAACGAGAUGAAAGCACGCAGAGCAUCGACGGCUACGCGGAACUCCGUGAAGGCUAUCUGGACGACUCAACGCUUAAAAUCAAUCAGAAGCGUUCAAGAACCUGCAUUGUAUCUUAA